CUGUUUCUCUCUUCACCAUCUCCAAUUUUGUGAAUUUUGUACACCAAAUAUAACUGAGGAUCGGAUCGGGAUUAGAUUGGAUCAGGUCGGAGAUUCUUUUUUCUUUAAUCCUAUGGAAAAUGAUGAUUUAAAAUCGGAAGAUCAGAUGGAGAUUAUGAUGAUGAUGCAACAAAUGGAAAAAAUCCCUGAAUUUUACAAUGAUUUCUCACCGCCAUCCUCUGAUUUCAGCUCAACUACCACCGAUCACCCACAUUGCCAUUUGGAUUCCUCUUCAUCGCCUCCAUUAUUCAUCAACAACAACAGUAACAACAACAGCAACAACCCACCUUAUAAUUUCCCCCAACAAUCUACUGUUCCAUUCCCAGGAACCUCCAGUUCACGGUGGCGAAACUCCGGUAGUUGUGAAACAGAGAGUUUGCAGAAACAGAGGUCGGUAGCGGCUAUGAGGGAGAUGAUAUUCAGAAUAGCAGUGAUGCAACCAAUUCACAUAGACCCAGAAGCGGUGAAGCCACCAAAAAGAAGAAACGUGAAGAUUUCAACUGACCCACAAAGUGUAGCGGCUCGACAUAGGAGAGAAAGAAUUAGCGAGAGAAUUAGAAUACUUCAAAGAUUAGUCCCUGGAGGUACUAAAAUGGACACUGCUUCUAUGUUGGAUGAAGCUAUUCAUUAUGUUAAAUUCUUAAAAACCCAAGUUCAGUCUCUUGAAAGAGCCGCCGUUUCCGCUGGGAACCGCCCAAUCACCGGUGUUGGUGCACCCAGUAGCGUUGGGUUCCCUUUGGAAAUGUCAACGGGAAGUUACAUCCCUAAUCAUCAUCAAUCCCAACCUUGACCAAUUUGGAGAACAUAAUAUUGGUGCAAACCUUUAAUUAUCAUUAUAUUUUAUAUAGGAAAAUUUAAGGGUUGUGAAUCAGAUAAAAAUGAAAACCCUCUAUUAUCUCUCUCCGUUAUAUUUGCUAACUGUGAAGAGUGUACUCAAUUUGGUAACUGAAUAAAAUUGCAUGGAUUUGGGUUUA
Messenger RNA from Cucumis sativus (cucumber), 1013 nucleotides. RefSeq names its product transcription factor HEC2. The record is from RefSeq and is a predicted model, not a curated record. Bases 113 to 829 code for a protein of 238 amino acids. Gene Ontology annotation, molecular function: protein dimerization activity; DNA-binding transcription factor activity. Gene Ontology annotation, biological process: regulation of DNA-templated transcription. The transcript has a single exon. NCBI's taxonomy places the organism in Eukaryota, Viridiplantae, Streptophyta, Magnoliopsida, Cucurbitales, Cucurbitaceae.